Sinocyclocheilus grahami is the source of this 3130-nucleotide messenger RNA. Its product is annotated as serine/threonine-protein phosphatase 6 regulatory subunit 2-like. The transcript is spliced from 23 exons. Gene Ontology annotation, molecular function: protein phosphatase binding; protein phosphatase regulator activity. The coding region runs from base 1 to 2424 and encodes 807 amino acids. The record is from RefSeq and is a predicted model, not a curated record. Gene Ontology annotation, cellular component: cytosol; nucleus. Lineage: Eukaryota; Metazoa; Chordata; Actinopteri; Cypriniformes; Cyprinidae.
AUGAGUGUUACUGAGCCCCCUGCUGACCGGGAGGAGAGACUGCGCUACAAGUAUGCUAAUGUAGCAUGUGAGUUGUUGACAUGCGAUGUGUCCCUCAUCAAUGAUAAAGUUGGUGGGGACGAGUCUCUGCUGAACACACUCUAUAGUUACCUAGAGCAGACGUCACCGCUGAACCCUCUACUGGCCUCCUUCUUCAGUAAGACCUUCGGGAACCUCAUCACCCGCAAAACAGAGCAGGUGAUCGGUUUCCUAAAGAAGAAGGAGGAUUUUAUAGGGCAGGUGUUGAAACACUUGGACACGUCGGCCAUGAUGGAUCUAGUGCUGCGUCUCAUUAGCAGCGUGGAGCCCGCCUGUCUCAGACAGGAAGUGCUUACUUGGCUGAAUGAAGAGAGGCUGAUCCAGAGACUCAUUGAGCUGAUACACCCUCACAGUGACAGUGAGAGGCAGUCAAACGCAUCUCAGACGCUGUGUGAUAUCAUCCGUCUGGGCAGAGAUCAGGCCAGUGUGCUGCAGGAGACGUCAGAGACCGACCCUCUGCUCACAACACUAGAGCUACAGCAGAGCAUUGAGGUCCUAUUGAAGAACAUGUUUGAAGGGGAAAAGAGUGAAGUGUGCAUUGUCAAUGGAACUCAAGUUUUACUCACACUGUUGGAAACGCGUAGACCAUGUGUUGAGCAGGUGAUUGACCCGUGCUCUCAGGGAUUGGAAAAGACUUACACUGUAAACAACAGCAUUUUAAUGGGCAUCCAAACACAUCUAAAGCACUUUCACCACCUUCUGUUAAACCCACCCAAGAAAUGUGUGAUGUUGACCACGAUGGGCAUUCUGGAGGAACCGUUUGGCAACGCACGACUGCAUGGGUCCAAACUGAUGGCGGCUCUCUUGUACACCAGAGCUCCCAGAAUCCACCACGAACUCUGCCAACUGAACAUGAUCAACCUGCUGCUGGUUAUUACACUACUGAGGGACUGCAGGCUGGUUCAGAGGAUUUUGGAUGCUUGGGAAGAAAAUGACAAAAUACAGGAAGCUGGAGGCAUGAGAAAAGGCUAUAUGGGUCAUAUGACCAGGAUUGCAAACACAGUGGUGCAGAAUGCAGAGAGAGAACAGGAACAGACCCAAAUCGCACGGCUAAUAAAAGAGCUACCAGAGGACUAUAAAGCACGCUGGGAGCAGUUUGUGAAUGAAACUCUAACAGAAACUAACAAGAAAAACACAGCAGACCUGGUGUUCUCAGAUUAUCAGAUCCAGCAGAUGACGGCGAACUUUGUUGAUCAGUUUGGACUGAAUGAUGAUGAAUUCGGAGAGCAUGACGGCAGCAUCAGGACAGAGCUACCAGAGGACUAUAAAGCACGCUGGGAGCAGUUUGUGAAUGAAACUCUAACAGAAACUAACAAGAAAAACACAGCAGACCUGGUGUUCUCAGAUUAUCAGAUCCAGCAGAUGACGGCGAACUUUGUUGAUCAGUUUGGACUGAAUGAUGAUGAAUUCGGAGAGCAUGACGGCAGCAUCAGUGCCACGUUCGAUCGAAUCACGGAGAUCAACUUUAAACUGGUUGAUGAAAGGACGAGCUCUGCCAUCUUUGAGACUCGCACAAAGGAGCGAAUCCGACCGUUUGAUGAUGCUGAGGAGGAGGAAGAUAUUUGGGAGGAUAAAGAAAUCAACUAUGCAACACAAGUGAAAGCCAGAAGCAGGUUUGGAUUGGUGACAAACGCUCAGAAGAGUGAGGCGGAUGGUGGCUCUCGCAGAUGUCUGGGGUCACCUGACAUUGAGUGGUUUCCGGAGACCAAACUAACUCCAGAAAAGACCAAGAACCACGACACGGCCAAGCAGUCCAGUGAUCCGCAGAGUCCUGGAUGGAUAGCGAGUUUUGAAGAUGACUUCAGCUGUCGGGAUUUCGUGAGUGUCGCCAUGGAUACGGGCUCUGGCGUGUGGGGGAGCUCUAACGCCCAGCUCAGUGAGACGGAGGAAAAGGGAUGGGCGACUUUCACGGACUUUCAGCCCUUCUGCUGUUCAGAUGCAGGACCCAGAUGCAGUUCACCUGUGGACUCGGAAAAUCCAAACAAACAGAGCCAAAAUGAAGAAAUUAAAGGCUCAUCAGCGUGUGUGUGGAGUGUGUGUGGGGCGAGGAAGGCUCCGCUGGUGGCGUCCGACAGCAGCUCCAGUGGGUCAGACAGUGAGGAAGAGGAGGACAGAACCAAUGCCAACCAAUGCAUCGCCACGGCCAAUGCCAAGGAGGGCGUUAAACUCAGUGUAGAUGCAAAAAAUAAGAAAGCAGUCUUCAUCAGUGACACUCAUGCCAGAGCAACAGGUGGCAUGGCAACAGAUGUCAUAGCAACAGGAACCAUCACUGGUACUCAGUCGUCCAAGGAGCAGAACCCUGUCUUGUUCUACAGGGGCGACUCCAGUAGUAACGGCCCAGUGUAACAGCGUUUCACUCGCCGCUCGCCUCCAUCCCCAUGACAGUUGUUACUCCACCCAUUAAAUGUUAAAAGCUGUGGCUUCCCCGUUUUCAAACAUUCGCUGCAUUUGCUGUUUCCAUCCAUCUGCUGUGUAGUUACGUGGGUUUUUUUGGUUUGAGCAUGAGCGGAACUCUAGAUGAUCUCUGUCUUUCCUAAUGAAGACAUCUUCACUGUUGGGAACACUGACCUUUGAACCCUGUGAGAUCGGCCCCACUACAGUCUGUGUAUGUGUGUUUGUUGAGCGUUGUGGAACUACAAUAUAAUGCACAUCCACAGGUGAAUUCUCAUGUAUGCAUAAAUAUGCUUGGUACAUCAACAAGCGUGAUUUAUAGUGUUGUUUUUAUGUUUCUGUUUUAUAUUUUCCACUUAGAACAAGGCAAGAGAUCAAGUCUGUGUGAGAGAGUGUGUGUGUGUGUGUGUUCUGUCUUGAUCGAUAUCUCGGUUUGCUGUAGCCCUUGGGCCCGGUACUGAUUUGAUUUCAGUACUGAUUUGUUUGCACUUAUGUUUCCAGCUCCGCCCACCAUCCACACAAACACAUAUAUGAGCAAAAAUAAUUGGGAGCAGGUCACAAUAUUUUUGUUUUGUUGAAGGCUGUUUUUAUAUAAAAGUAUGGAAGCUUGUCUCCACCCCAGCAAAUUUCAAUCUCACUAUUCUGACUUUUUUCCCCCUCA